This is a messenger RNA of Myxocyprinus asiaticus (Chinese sucker), 1697 nucleotides long. Its product is annotated as replication termination factor 2-like. Gene Ontology annotation, cellular component: nucleus. Gene Ontology annotation, biological process: mitotic DNA replication termination; site-specific DNA replication termination at RTS1 barrier. The transcript has 9 exons. The coding region runs from base 86 to 1015 and encodes 309 amino acids. Lineage: Eukaryota; Metazoa; Chordata; Actinopteri; Cypriniformes; Catostomidae. The record is from RefSeq and is a predicted model, not a curated record.
GGUUGUUUACACGGAUACAGGCUUUCACUGUAAGCGGCAGUCAUACUUUCUCUCAGUAAUAAAGCCGUUUAAAUCUAUUUUCAUCAUGGGAUGUGACGGCGGAACAAUUCCCAAAAGACAUGAAUUAGUUAAAGGACCGAAAAAGGUUGAAAAGGUUGAUAAAAAUGCAGAACUCGCUGCCAAAUGGAAAUAUUGCGCUCUGAAUCAAGAGAAGUUAAAGCGUCCCAUUGUGGCCUGUGAGCUUGGCAGACUGUAUAAUAAAGAUGCGAUCAUUGAGUACCUGUUGGAUAAGACAGCAGAGAGGCCAAACACUGAGGUUGUGGCUCACAUCCGUGGAAUCAAGGAUGUGAAGGAGUUGAACCUCACUGAUAACCCAGCAUGGGAGGGUGAAAGCAGGAACAUUAAAGGAGAUCGUUAUGAAGACAUGCACUGUGCCAUGUUCAUCUGUCCUGUUGUCGGUCUGGAGAUGAAUGGCAAACACAAGUUUUGUUUCCUGCAGACGUGUGGAUGUGUUUUCUCAGAGCGAGCACUCAAAGAGGUCAAGACUGAGAUCUGCCAUAAGUGUGGUGAUCCUUUCCAAGAUGAUGACACUGUGGUAUUGAAUGGAUCUAAGGAGGAGGUGGAGAAUCUGCAGAAAGCCAUGGAGGAGCGCCGAUUGAAGGCAAAAACAGCAAAGAAAUCAAAGAAGAGCAAAGAUUCAAAGGUCACCUCCAAGCCGCAGGAUUCAACAGGAAACUGUGAGAUGAAAAACAUCUCUGAGACUAAAUCUACAUCGCUGAAUGGAGAGAGCAGCAGCAUAAACGGCAGUGAAACAGCACCCGGUCCAUCAACCUCCGGUGAGUGCUCGAAGACGAUGAAGACCCUCGCAGGACCCUUGAUCGGCAGCAAGCGAUCUAUCCAAGACAUGCGGGACAAAUCUGAGGCCUACAAAUCGCUCUUCACCUCUCACAGCUCUGCCAAACGCACCAAAGACCAGAUCUCCAACUGGGUCACUCACACGCCCUACCACUUUUGAGUGCAUCCUUCCCGGAAGAGUGCACUCUCUAGUGGUCAGGCUUUGGAUAAGCAGUGAAUUACACCAUACUGUCUGGUGGAUCGAUACUUUACUAUUUCUUUUGCAUCGCAUUUUUAAUUUGAUCUUACCCUGAUAUCUUCUGUUGACAGUGUGGUUAUAUUCCAGUUAGGGACAUCCUUGCAUGCCAAACUCUUCAUAGUCCUGAGCAUUUUAUACUGCUCUACAGUUGUUAUAAAAACCUGUUAUGUGGAUAUUCUGACUCUAUAUUUGUUUAUCAGUAGUAAAAGUGUUUUGCAACAAUAUCUUGUUUAUGUUGUGUUGCUGGUUUAAUUCAGAUUAAGGCAGUUAAAGCUAAAUGUUUUGCAUCAAGGAUGUUAUUUAGGAGCAAUAAUACAUGUUUCUAAAGUACUGUGGUUAUCAAAAAUAACGUGCUAUUCAUUGUACUUUUAACUAUGCAUUAUUUGUGAAUGGAAUAAAAGUUCAGUUUGGAAGUGAUUAUGCACAAUUUCUGUAUGUGUUGCUUCAUUUAAACAUGUAACCAUAUGGUGGCAGUAGAGGUCUAGAGUUAAGAGCUGCACCAUUAAUACAUCAUUUAAUCUUUGGGUUUUUCUUUACUUUUGUGUUUAACCUUAAUAUUAUCAUUGAUGUACCACCGACCAUUUAAAUAAAAAAAAAAACCAGA